AUUGACUGUUUCCAAUUCAUUUGGAUUCUCAUUUUCUCCAUGUAUGGGGACAUUGCAUACGCCAUUUUCUCCAUAUAUUUAUCACAACUUUUUGUCUAUGAUUGAUUGUUUCUUUCUGGAUACCUAACAUGACACUAUAAAUAAAACUCCUUUAUUUUCUGUAAGAAGGGUCUGAAAAGAAAAGCAAUCGCCAAACAAUGAAGAAAGCCGAGCUUGUGUUCAUCCCUGUAUCAGCCCCAGGCCACCUCAUUCCCCUAUUCGAGUUCGCAAAGCGAUUGUUAGAUCGCGAUGAUCGUUUCUCAGUGACUGUUAUUGUCAUGCAUGCUACUGCUGUCACCUCUCUUGCAGCUGCAUAUGCCAAAACGUUUGCAGAAUCUAAUACUCCAAUCAAGAUCAUCAAUCUUCCUCCUCCUGUAGACUUCUCUCCUUCACAGCCGGUUCAUAAAUCCUUAGAAAAUUUCGCAACAGAGUAUGUGGAUAAUCAUAAAGCUUGCGUUAAAGAAGCUAUUGUUAAACAUGUAGUUUCAAACGCAAACUCAGGUCAACUUGCUGGGUUGGUAGUUGAUAUGUUUUGUACAUCAAUGAUCGAUGUGGGAAAUGAACUUGGUGUUCCUUCUUAUUUGUUCUUCACUUGUAGUGCAGCUUUUCUUGGUCUCUUGAUGUACCUUCCAAUUCGACAUGCUCAGACUGGUAGAGAAUUUGAAAAGUUUGAUGGUGAGUUGGUGUUCCCUAGUUAUGUUAAUCCAGUAUCGAGCAAUGGUCUUCCAGAAGUUUUGUUGAACAAGUAUGGUGGCUACACUUCACUUAUGAACCAUGGAAGAAGAUUCAAGGAGACCGAAGGGAUAAUUGUGAACACGUUUGAGGAGCUGGAAUCUAACACGACGAAGCGUUUGUUGAACUAUUUUGAUCAUGUGCCUCCUGUUUACACAGUUGGACCGCUGAUUGAUCUCAAGGGCGAGACACAAAGAGAUGAUGAGAUCAUAAAAUGGCUUGAUAAUCAACCAGAUUCAUCAGUUUUGCUUCUGUGCUUUGGAAGCAUGGGAAGUUUUGGUGAAGAACAAGCGAAAGAAAUAGCACAUGGACUGGAGACAAGUGGAGUGAGGUUCUUGUGGUCUUUACGGAAGCCAGCACCAAAAGGAAAAUUUGGAAGGCCUGGUGACUACAAAGAUGAACUCCAGCAGCUGUUGCCUAAUGGGUUCUUGGAGAGGACAAAGGACAUUGGUUUGGUGUGUGGAUGGGCACCACAAAAAGAAGCGUUGGCUCAUAAAUCAGUGGGGGGAUUUGUGUCACAUUGUGGGUGGAAUUCAGUGUUGGAGAGCUUGUGGUUUGGGGUUCCAAUUGUGACAUGGUCUAUGUAUGCUGAGCAACAGCUUAAUGCAUUCCAAAUGGUGAAAGAUUUAGGACUGGCUGUGGAGUUGAGAGUGGAUUAUAGAAGCAUUGAUGGAGAAGUUGUAUUAAGAGAUGAGAUAGCAUCAGCCAUAAGAACUGUGAUGGAGAUUGAUAACGAGGUAAGGAAGAAGGUGAAAGAGAAAAGUGAAAAGAGUAGAAUUACAGUGAAGGUAGGUGGAUCUUCGUUUGCUGCAUAUCAAAGCUUGAUUGAUGAUAUAUUAACAAACAAAGAACAGUGUGAUCAUCUUUGAUUCUUAUUUGUAAUAAUUCAAGUUACUUUACUUCUAUGCUGUAAUUUUAAUUAUCUUAUAUGAUAUAAUGUUUAAUUU
Molecule: messenger RNA, 1718 nt
Organism: Mangifera indica (mango)
Lineage: Eukaryota; Viridiplantae; Streptophyta; Magnoliopsida; Sapindales; Anacardiaceae
Product: anthocyanidin 3-O-glucosyltransferase 2-like
Exons: 1
Coding region: 198-1640 (480 amino acids)
Molecular function (GO): UDP-glycosyltransferase activity
Source: RefSeq, a predicted model, not a curated record